GAUAUCAAAAUCAAGAUGCGCUUGGUAUUAUUGGUUGCGUUAUUAGUGGUGCUGGCUGCACUUUCACCGACAUGUUGCACAUGCCAUAAAAAUCCACGGCCUUGCAAAACGGAGGCACCGCCUUGUAAGACUGAGCGACCCCCUUGCAGAACUGAGCCACCCCCUUGCAGAACUGAGCCACCCACUUGCAGAACUGAGCCACCCACUUGCAGAACUGAGCCACCCACUUGCAAAACUGAGCCACCCACUUGCAGAACUGAGCCACCCACUUGCAGAACUGAGCAACCCACUCGCAGAACCAACGCACCAACUCGCAGAACCAACGCACCAACUCGCAGAACCAACGCACCCACUCGCAGAACCAACGCACCAACUCGCAGAACCAACGCACCCACUCGCAGAACCAACGCACCAACUCGCAGAACCAACGCACCCACUCGCAGAACUCAGCCAUCUAAGGCUCCCUGUGAAAAGUCCACUAAGCGACCUCACGGUGGAAGAACCACCAAGCGUCAUUCGUCUGGCAACCGAACCACCAAACGAUCGCGAGCCACCAAAAAGAUAGUUCGUCAUCAUCAUGCGCCAACGAAAUCAGGGUCGAAAUGUGGGUGUAUUUUGAAGCACCUGCUAACACCAAAGUGCCCCAACUCCAAACCGAAGCCCCAAGUCCCGUGCAAGUCCGCACCGAAGUGUAAACCCGAACCAAGACCUAAAAACCCAAAAUCACCAAAAUCACCUAAAAAGCCAAGGAAUCCAAAGCCAUGUGAAUCCUCCAAGAAAAACGGAAAAGGGCAGAGGAAACCAUGUGCCACCACCAAGAAAUCGCGGAAGUCACAGCCAGGAAAGAAAUGUUGCUAA
Molecule: messenger RNA, 858 nt
Organism: Drosophila erecta
Lineage: Eukaryota; Metazoa; Arthropoda; Insecta; Diptera; Drosophilidae
Gene: Sgs4
Product: salivary glue protein Sgs-4
Exons: 1
Coding region: 16-858 (280 amino acids)
Source: RefSeq, a predicted model, not a curated record